This is a messenger RNA of Saprolegnia diclina VS20, 907 nucleotides long. RefSeq lists its product as hypothetical. Lineage: Eukaryota; Oomycota; Saprolegniomycetes; Saprolegniales; Saprolegniaceae. The record is from RefSeq and is a predicted model, not a curated record. Gene Ontology annotation, cellular component: nucleus. Gene Ontology annotation, biological process: protein ubiquitination; ubiquitin-dependent protein catabolic process. Bases 58 to 864 code for a protein of 268 amino acids. Gene Ontology annotation, molecular function: zinc ion binding; ubiquitin protein ligase activity. The transcript has 8 exons.
CUCGAAGUUCGUAGUGCGGAAGAGAGCUGGAGCGACCACCAAGGAAGGAAGACUGCCAUGAGCUGCGAACACUACAAGCGCGGCUGCCACCUUUUCGCCGAGUGCUGUAACCAGUGGUUCCCUUGCCGCGUGUGCCACAACGAGGCACAGGACGGGCACGAGAUGGAUCGCCACGCUGUGACGCGCGUGCGUUGCCGCAAGUGCUUUACGGAGCAGCCGCCGCAGCAGACGUGCUCCAAGUGUUCCUUCGUGCUUGGCACAUACUUUUGCAGCGUUUGCAACCUCUUUGACAACGAGGGCGACGAGAAACGUAUCUUCCACUGCAGCGACUGCGGCAUCUGCCGUGUUGGUGGGCGCGACAAGUUCUUUCACUGCAUGACGUGCGGCGGCUGCUACGCCCAGGAUCGCCGGGACAAGCACGUAUGCAUCAACCAAGCAAUGCGCCAGGAAUGCUGCAUUUGCUACGAGAGCUUGUUCGAAGCGCGGGAAUGCCCCUCUGUGCUUCCAUGUGGCCACGUUCUUCACGGCGCCUGCUACGACGAGAUGACCAAGUACCACAUUGCUUGUCCGCUCUGUCGCAAGUCGCUGCUCUCGGAGCGUGCCCAGCGGCGCCUGGAGCGACUUAUGCGACGCGAAGCUGCCGAAGAUGAGUCUGAGGCCGGCAACGAAGGUGGCGAGGACGACAGAAACAGCCAAGAGGGCCCUAUCGUGGUUUUUUCCGACGACGAUGACGGCAGUAGCGUCUCUGGCUCGAGUGACGUGGACGACUCGGACAUGGCGGUUGACGAUGACGAUAGCGAAAUGGACGACGGCGACGAGAGCGUCGACGACGUGAUCGCCGACCACCAAGUAGGUGGCGCCUGAUAGCCAAAUUAGGAAAGAGCACUAGGGUUCAUCCUGCAUUCGA